CUAUAUCAUUGACUGACUACUUUCUCUCUCUCUCUCUCUCUCUCUCUAUAUCAGCUUCUCUUCUACCUAUUUCAAUUUCAGUUUGCAGGUGGUGGAUUUGAGAAGUAAAUUUCGAAGUAGUGCUCUGAUUUGAUUUUGAUUUUGUUGUUUGUGGAUUUUGAUUUUGAUUUUGAUUUUGAUGAAUUGAGAUUUGAGUGUGGUGUUGAAAGAAAGAAGGUUAAAAAUGGGAAUGAGCAAAAGGAUAAAUCGGAUAAUUACCGGUCCAUUGCCGCGGUGCUUUAACGGCGGCGUGUCCUGCGUGCAUCUCCGGCGGGAGGGGGAAGGCGAGCACGACUUGACGAUAAAGCUGAUUAAAUCGGACGGCGGAGUCGAGAUCUACGACCGUCCGGUGAAAGCUAGGGAGUUAAUGGAGGAGUUCCCCAAGCACAUGGUGUGCCGCUCCGAUUGCUUCUACAUCGGCCAGAAAACGCCGGCGCUUUCUCACCACGACCGCCUCCAGCCAGGUCACUACUACUUCCUCCUUCCGGCGAACUUCUUCCAGUCCGCCCUAACCUUCGCCUCCUUCAUCCGCUAUCGAUCGGCGCUGGCGAUUCGGCCGCCGUUCGAGGUGGAGAAGACCGCGUCGGGGAGCCUGCGAAUCAAGGUGACCGACGAGAUGAUUCGCCACCAUCUCAAGGAGGAGGAGACGGAGGCGCGGAGGUUGAUUCGAGUGUGCACGACGCCGCAGCUGCGGAAAGAGUACGAGCAGCUGGUAGGGCAGCGCUUCCAUUGGAAGCCCACGCUGGACUCCAUUUCAGAGAAGAAGAAGAGCAUUCAACAGCAGCAGCAGCACAAAAGCUUGAGGAAGACGAAAUCCUCAUUGAAAUGAAAUGAAAUCAAAUGACAAUGCAAUUAAUCCACCACACUAUUCAUCAUACAUAAUAUAUACAGUAGUGUAGUUGCACCAUUUCAAUACUUUUUUUUUUGGCAGUUAGGAAGAACAACUAUACAGUGAAUUAAUUAAUUGUACAGUGAAGUGAAGAAUCGUCACAAUUUUGUUCAUCUACCCUCUCCUUGCUUAUGUUUUCAAACUUAUUUCACCAAAAUUUCUCUAUAA
Andrographis paniculata is the source of this 1096-nucleotide messenger RNA. RefSeq lists its product as uncharacterized. The transcript has a single exon. The record is from RefSeq and is a predicted model, not a curated record. NCBI's taxonomy places the organism in Eukaryota, Viridiplantae, Streptophyta, Magnoliopsida, Lamiales, Acanthaceae. The coding region runs from base 224 to 868 and encodes 214 amino acids.